Molecule: messenger RNA, 3730 nt
Organism: Aplosporella prunicola CBS 121167
Lineage: Eukaryota; Fungi; Ascomycota; Dothideomycetes; Botryosphaeriales; Aplosporellaceae
Exons: 2
Coding region: 380-3367 (995 amino acids)
Source: RefSeq, a predicted model, not a curated record
CGGAAGCGCCCACGCCGGCGAACAGGAACGGGGACAGGGUCUCGUCGCAGAGCGUCAGGACAACGGCGACGGCAGCGUUCCUGGUUUGCGGGUUAACCUUACCUAGGUGGUCGUUGCUGUGCCAAUCGCGGGCUUGUCUUCGUUGGCGUGCGGCGAUUGGGCGCCCGAGCUCCUCACCGAUAGUGUAUACCCCAGCCAUCCAGCCAUCCGGUUUUGCGCUGCUGCUGCUUCUUCGACUUCUUCUUCUUCUUCUUCUUCUCUUCGUUGGGUUUGGCGGACCUGUACAUCUGGUUUACUCUUCUCCGCUUGCAUACCUACCUACCUAUAAUUAUAUCCACCUACCUAUCCUAUCCACCAUCACCAUUGCCAUACCACCGUCAUGGCGUCCUCGCUCCUCUCCACCGACGCCAAAAAGCCCGCCUUCGCCAUCUACGAAGACCCCGUCUCGGACAGCGACAUGUCGUCGCUGCACCACGAGCACGACCACGACCACGACAUCGACAUCGACAUUGACAACUACAUGGACCUGGCGCCGCACCGCAGCAGCAUCAUCAUCGCCUCGCCGCCCUCGCCCUCCAGGUUCUCCGGCGACACGGGCACCUACAGCAGCGCGCGCUCGCCCCGCCAACGCCGCCGCAGACUCUCGACCCACACGCUACACUCGUCCGUGUCUGACCUCCCUCCCUCGGACUUCCAAUUCCGCUCCGGCUCCGCCGCCGUUUCCCGCUCCCAUAGCCCGUACGCCCCAGCCCCCAAGCAGUCCCGCUCAUCCAAAAGCGGCGGCUACCGCCCCGGCCUCUUCACCUUCGACAGCUUCGCCUCGUCCUCGAAGCACGGGGGAAUUAGCGGGCAGGGCUCGGUGCGGUCCGCACGGGACGAGCUGGACGUGCCUCCAGAAACUACCUCGACGCAGCGCCCCACGACGCGCAACAGCACGCCCAGCCGCGGCAAAGAGAACUAUCCCCUCGUGCUGCUGCACGCAACGCUGCUGCCGGCGUCCCCGCCUUUUCCUCUGCACGUCAUGCAGCGCGUCCUGCCCGAGCACGUGCUGCGCAACUGGCGGGUGCUGGAGGCCCGGCUGGCGGAUCCCCAGCUUAUGGCCCGCGGGCUGCUGAUUGCCCAUCCGAGGGAUGAGUAUGAGUUGCUGGAGGAGCGGCUGUUGGAAGCGCUGGAUCUGCGCGCGCCGAGGAUUCUGAAGUGCGGGCAUUUUAGGUGUGAGGACAGCGAUGAUGACGACGAGGAAGACGGCUACAGCUACGAAAAUGACAACGACGCGCUGGACCCGUCGGCCUGCGCGCACCAGCGCCAGCACCAGCACCCCCGCCGCGCGCACUCCCGCCAAGACAGCGCGGUAUCGACCUCACCCCUCUGCACCGACGACUCCCCGUCCAACGCCGCCCACGGCGACGACUCCGAAGGCCCCCCCUGCUCGCACUGCCACCUCCCAGUCAAGCACGCCAACCAAGGCGCGGGCAGCGGGCCCCACCACCGCUGGGACAUCCGCGUCUUUGCGGCGAACGGGCUGAUGCGCGCGGGGGCGUGGGCGGCCGCUUGGUCCGAGAUGGAGCGUGUGGAUGUGGAGGUCGUGCCGUGGAUUUCUGAGGAGCUGAGGAGCGCGAUGGAGAAAGCUGUGCGUGGGGAGGAGGAGCAGGAGAGGGCGCGGAACGCGGCACGGGAAGACGCGCAGCGGGCGCAAGAGCUUGAGGACGCAAAGGAGGCAGCGCGAGCUGAAGCCUCAGCGCAGGCUCAGGCGCAGGCCCAAGCCGCCGCAGACGAAGCAGCGCAGCAAGCCUCGCAGGCGCUCCAAGAAGCGCACGCAGCCCACGAAGAAGCGCUCGCGCAAGCCGCGCACGGGCGCGCCACGGCCGUCGAGCACGCCCGCCUCGACGCGGCCAAGGCCCUCGCGGCCGCGCGACAGGCCCACGGUGCCGCCCUGUCCACUGCCCACGCCGAGGCGUCUGCGGCCUUGCACCGCGCGGCACAGGACUAUGCGGCAUUGCACGCGCAGGCCGAGGUGCAGAAGCAAGACCUCCGGCAUGCGGUGGACGAGGCGGAACGCAGAGUCUACGACGCGGAAUGCCGUGUCUGUGAGGCUGAACACAGGGCUGACGAAGACCGCGACACGCUCCUGCGCAUGGCGGCCGAGGAGCGGGAAGAACUGACCCGCUUAGCAGCCGAGCAGGCCGCGGCCGCAGAGCACGAGAAGCUGGCGCUCAUCGGGUCGGCGGCCGUUGCGGCCGUCGCGGCACGCAAGCACGCGGCUGACGAGCUGGCUGCCGAGCGCAAACGACAUGCGGGGGAGGUGAGGGCCGCGGAGGCACGGCAAAGACGCCUGCAGAGGGAGCGGGAGCGGGAGAGGCAGACGCGCAGGUGGCUGCGCGGCGUGGCCACCGAUGCCGCGACUGUGCUAGUCCUGCUGCUGAGCGUGGUCGUGGUGUUUUUGGCGUCCCGGCCGGGGCUGUGGGCGAGGCCUACGCAUGCGAGUGUCGACGUCGAUGUCGUCGCGCCGGCGCCGGCGUUGCGCAUCUCGAUCUCGCCGUCGGAGCUGGGCGGGUUUGCCACUGCUCGUGCUUCUGUGGCGCCGCCGGCGUUUGAGACGCAAGAGGCGCUGGCGCUGGUGCCGUCGACUACGGCUGUGCUUGCGACUGCGUCGCCUUUGUCUUCGGUGCAAGUCGUUUUCUCCUCCUCCGCCACCACCGCCACUGCCGCACCACCGCUCGCGACGCCCUCAUCCUCGCCCUCGGGGCAGCAACACCAACAAGAACAACAACACGAAGACCAAGCAACCAGCUCGACCGACCAAACAUCCGCCUUCGCCUUCACAUUCACCUACCCCACCACCCCCGCCUCGGCCGCCGCACCCAACACCGUCAUGGACAUAGACACAGACACGCCCAUGGAGGUCGAUGUCGAUGUCGACGCGCCCGCCCACCCCGCAGUAAUACCCGACACGCACCCCUCGCCGCACGAGCCGCUCGCGCCGGCGCCAGCGGCGGUGCUCCUGGCCGCGGCGCCUAUGGAGGUGCUGCUGCCUGUGUGCGUGGCUGAGGGAGAGGGAGAGGGAGAGGGGACGCAGACUUGCCCGCGCACGCGCGCGGCGUCGGUGGCGGCGUCGGGAGUAAAGGAUGAUGCGCGUGUCGCGGACCAUGAGGCUGCGGCUAUUGUUAGGGUGGGGGCAGUGCUGGCUGCUGAUGUCGUGGAAGAGAGUGCUGCUGCCGAGGAAGUGCAAGCGGCUGCGCCUGCGGAGCUGGUCGUGCUGAGUGAGAGGGUGAGGGAGAGGGAGACGUGUCCUGCCCCUGCCCCUGCUGAUUUGGUGGAAGCUGUGGUUGGUGAGGAGAAGGUUGUGCAGGAGGGUCAAGAGGUGUAGAUGCCUCGUCUCACUCAUGUGUUCUAGUUUUCUCUUUCUCACUUUUCGGUUUUGGUUUUAUCAUUUUGUACCUCCUUGGCUUUUGGCGUUCGGCUCAGCGGCAUGGAUGGCUUGGUUUGGCAUGGCAUGGCAUGGCAUGGCGACGUGUUUGGUAUGGAUGGGUGGGUGGGUUGGUUUGGGAUGGGACUGUAUGGUAUGGCAUGGGAUGGGACUGUAUGGUAUGGAUGGCGGGGUGUAUAUGGAUAAGGGUGAGGGUGUAAUGGUAUUGGCGGCAGGAGGCAGCUUGUAUAGGUAUUAUUUGAGUUGUUACCUAGCUUGAGAUUUGUGGAUUUGGAUGUCCAUAUAUGUGGAUUUAUUUGAGCC